CGCCGUCCGUAUUCCGCCGCCGUCCGGUACGGUACUUAUCUGUAAUCACUAAAUUCUUACUUAAUUGAAAGCAUCGGCGUCAUCUGAGCUUUUUCUAGUGUGCUCGAACCUGUUCGGUGUUUCUAAGAGUUGAACAUACGAAUGACGACGUCAGGGUAUCAUCUCAGAUAUCUAGUGGAAGAAGCACAAGUCCGGUGGCUAAAGCCUGGAGAGGUGCUCUUCAUACUGCAGAGUUUUGAGGAAAAGCAGCUCACGCACGAGCCCCCUCAAAAGCCACCAAGCGGCUCUUUGUUUCUCUUUGACAGGAAGGCCUUGAGGUUUUUCCGUAGAGACGGUCAUAGUUGGAGGAAAAAGAAGGAUGGAAAAAAUCUUGGGGAAGCACAUGAACGUCUAAAGGUUGGAAAUGUUGAAGCUUUGAAUUGCUACUAUGCGCAUGGUGAGCAGAAUCCUAAUUUCCAGAGGCGUAGCUAUUGGAUGUUGAAUUCGGAAAUGGAGCAUAUUGUGCUUGUUCAUUACAGAGAUACAACCAUGCACCAGACAAUAACUUUUUACAAGGGUAGGAAAAUCGUUGGACCCCUUUCAGUGUCGUCUCCAGGAUCUUCAACUCCUGUUCAGAGUCCCAUCUCCUAUGCCAGUCAGCUUACUAGGUCUGCUGCUGCUUCUAGUGAAAUUGGUGAACCUUAUGAGAGCACCUCUAGUCCGAGUUGCAUUGAAGUUACUUCAAGUUUACUUAAUAAGGACGAGGGAAGCAGUCACUUGAAUAUAAUGGAAGGAACAGAAGGAAUUAGUGGUUCACCUAACUCUGAGAUUGAUCAGGCAUUGCGAAGGAUCGAGGAGCAGUUAAGUUUGGAUGAGGACCAGUUGAAAGACAUUGGUGCUUUCUACAGUGAGAAUGAGGAUUCAUAUGAUUCUGGUCUCACGGUGGAUGAACAAAGCUAUAAUGCAUUUAGUGGGAUGCAAGGUCACAGUGGAAGAUUACACGAGUACCAGCAACAAUCACAGGAUAAAUUUACUUCUACAAGUCAACAAACUUCAUUUUGGAAGGAUAUGCUAAUUUACGAUGGGGGUGCAGCAGGUGAUGGGGAGUCACAAGAGGAUCAAGUUUACCCAGGGGACAAAAAUGGAAUACACCUACCUCAACCAAGAGAUUAUCCGGUGGAAAAGCAAGAAAACUGUUAUUCUGGAGAUAACGGUGCAAAGAAUGACCAUUUAAAAUUUUCUUCGUAUACCCAUGCAAAAAAUAUGUAUGGAAGUGAUCCAGACUUCCGCCCAGCAACUUUUGACCAAGAACAUAUUCAAAUGCCUCUUGAAUCGGACUCAAGCUUAACUAUUUCACAAGAGCAGAAAUUUACUAUUCGAGAGAUAUCUCCAGGAUGGGGUUAUGCAACUGAAUCAACUAAGGUACUCAUCAUUGGGACAUUUACAUGUGAUCCAACCAAAUGUGACUGGACUUGUAUGUUUGGUGACAUUGGAGUUCCUGUCGAUAUUAUUCAGGACGGAGUCAUCUGUUGCCAGGCUCCUCCUUGUUUACCUGGAAAAGUUACUGUUUGUAUUACCUCUGGCAAUCAAGAGGCUUGUAGUGAGAUAAGCGAGUUUGAAUACCGUGAUAAACCAAAUAGUUAUGGACAUGCUAAUUCAAUAGAGAAAGAAUCACAUUGGAGCUUGGAAGAAUUAUUGAUACUUGUCAGACUAGUGCAAAUGCUACUGUCUGAUCAAGUUACACAAAAAAGAGAGAGCACGAGAACUGAUCUUCUGGCCAGUUCAAUGGCUGGUGAGGACACAUGGGGUCAAGUCAUUGAGGCUCUUUUAGAUGGCAGUUUGGCAUCAUCUAGUGCAACAGACUGGGUCCUGGAAGAACUUCUAAAAGACAAGUUGCAGCAAUGGCUUUCUUCUAGACUGCAGGAUAACAAUGCUCCUCCGGCCUUGUCCAGAAGGGAACAAGGGAUAAUACACAUGAUUUCUGGAUUGGGCUUCUGGUGGGCCUUGAAACCGAUACUUAAUUCCGGAGUCAGCAUAAAUUUUCGUGACAUCAAUGGCUGGACUGCUCUUCAUUGGGCUGCUCGUUUUGGGAGGGAAAAGAUGGUAGCUGAACUACUAGCUUCUGGUGCAUUUGCUGGAGCAGUUACAGAUCCUAGUAAUCAAGAUCCAACUGGGAAAACUCCAGCAUCUAUAGCUUUUGCAUGUGGACACAAAGGACUUGCAGGUUAUCUCUCGGAGAUGGCACUCACCGGCCAUCUUUCAUCCCUCACGCUACAACAAACUGAACUCUCUCUAAGUUCUGCUGAUAUCGAAGCAGAAAGAACAGUAAAUAGUCUCUCAAACACAAAUCUUGUUAUGAACGAUGAUCACCUUUCUCUGAAAGACACAUUAGCUGCUGUGAGGAAUGCAACGCAGGCUGCUGCACGCAUACAAUCUGCCUUCAGAGCGCAUUCUUUUAGGAGGAGGCAACAGAAGGAAUCCGCUGCAUCUGGCAGUGAAGAUGAAUAUGGUAUCUUUUCAAGCGACAUCGAGGGUCUCUCUGCAGCAUCAAAGUUGACUUUCCGGAAUGCACAUGAUCAUUAUGCUGCCUUAUCUAUCCAGAAGAAAUAUCGAGGUUGGAGAGGUCGCAAGGAUUUCCUUGCACUUCGCCAGAAAGUAGUUAAAAUACAGGCUCAUGUAAGAGGUCACCAGGUAAGGAAAAGUUAUAAAGUCAUCUGUUGGGCUGUGGGUAUGGUUGAGAAAAUCAUCUUAAGGUGGCGCCGGAAAGGAACUGGUUUGCGAGGAUAUCGUCAAGAAUCGCCGUCUGUUGACGAAGGUGAAGAUGAAGACGUUGUGAAGGCAUUUCGGAAGCAGAAAGUGGACGUCGCUGUUGGUGAAGCCGUUGCAAGGGUACUCUCCAUGGUGGACUCCCAACCAGCACAGCAGCAAUACCGCCGCAUGCUUGAAAACCAUCGGCAAGCCAAGGCGGAGCGUGGAGGUGAUGUAACCAAUAUGGAAAAGGAUGACUUGUAUUAGUUUUUCAACAGGAAUACAUUGGGUCUUAAUUAGAUGAUAGAUAUGGCCUUAUGAUUCACUUCUGUAGGUACAGACUUGUAUAUACGUGUAUGAAUGGAAGUGCUCUUGUAUUUUUAUU
Cynara cardunculus var. scolymus (artichoke) is the source of this 3112-nucleotide messenger RNA. RefSeq names its product calmodulin-binding transcription activator 4-like. Gene Ontology annotation, cellular component: nucleus. The record is from RefSeq and is a predicted model, not a curated record. Gene Ontology annotation, biological process: regulation of transcription by RNA polymerase II. Lineage: Eukaryota; Viridiplantae; Streptophyta; Magnoliopsida; Asterales; Asteraceae. Gene Ontology annotation, molecular function: transcription coregulator activity; protein binding; double-stranded DNA binding. Bases 142 to 2994 code for a protein of 950 amino acids. The transcript is spliced from 14 exons.